AUGUUCAGUCCAGAAAAAACAGAUGAAAAUGUAGAUGAUGCCAGUAUUUUGGAACAGGAAUUAGACAGGCUUAGAAACAUUGUGUCGAAGCAAGACCAACUAUUGCAACAAAUAGGUGCUCAUUUACCAACUCCUCAGAGUCAAAGGAGUGCAAAUAGCAAAAGGGAGAGUAGGUUCAGAGAUAGCAGCUCUCAUUCAAACCAUCAAAUCUUGCACAACUGUAACACUUGGAAAAAACUUAAAUCUCUCCUGAAUGAUCAAUUUAAUAAAGAAGCUAAUUUUGAUAGAGCCUGGCAGGACAUUAACUCUGAAUGUUAUGAUUGGUCUGAGUCACCACAAGCUUUUGUCAAUAACUUCAUUUGUAAUUAUGCCAUCUUAGGAACUCGAUUUGCCACUGAGAAACUUCCUGAUAGGGACAAGAUAAUCAAAAGGAAACUAUGGCAAGGUCUUACUCAAGAAGCCAAAGCAGGAUUAGAAGGAUUCCUGGAUGAGAAUUAUCCCCUAAACAAAUUCAUUGAAAGAGUAGAACAUGAGCGACAGUGGCUCAAAGCUACUCAUGUGCCUUCACUAGGUAGAAUUAAACCAGAAAGGAAAGAACACCCACCUAAACUUGACCACCAGACAGAGGCUCAAAAUGCAAGUCCACCUGAUCUUAUAAAAUCAAAUGCUACAUCCAGCGAAUCCUCAGAUGUCAGUGAAUUAAAGAAACAGAUCAGGGACUUAGCAGAACAGGUUGGGAAACUACACACUUCCCCACGUCAGCCCCAAAAUGAGCGUUAUUGCUCGCACUGCCGUUCUCAUUCACACAGUUUAAAGGAAUGUUGGAGGAAACCUGCUAGAGGGUCCUGUUUUGAUUGCAGACAAUUCAGUUGUUGGCGAGGAAACAGUAACUGUCCAGGAAAACCAAAGAAUAUAUGACUAGCAUUAGCUCACACCUCCCCAACCAUCAGCCUGGCUGUUAAUAACAAAAUCAUGAGUGCAGUAGUUGAUACAGGUAGCGGUUACACUCUUAUCAAGGAAGCAACAGUAAAUAAAAUGGGGAGUGAAAUAAAUAAAAGACAUGCCCUACCUAACCUACAAGGAAUCACGGGUUCACCAUUGAGAAUGUUGGGCAUGGUUUGGCUAGAAAUUGGAGUAGGAGAUGAUCACAUACAUAAACAGUGGUUCCCAGUAGUGCCAAAUAGUUACCUGGAUGCAGAUUUAUUGCUUGGCACUGAUGUUCUAUCAAGGGCCCCAUUUACUUGGAAUGGUAAGAGUAACAUCACUGUGUGGGGAAA
Molecule: messenger RNA, 1277 nt
Organism: Portunus trituberculatus (swimming crab)
Lineage: Eukaryota; Metazoa; Arthropoda; Malacostraca; Decapoda; Portunidae
Exons: 2
Coding region: 1-918 (305 amino acids)
Source: RefSeq, a predicted model, not a curated record